AUGAGCGACUGGUUGAGGAAGUUCCUAAACUGGGUUCGAUCACUGGAGAUCACUGUGGAACCAUUAAUGCUUGUGCUUGCAGCAUGCAAUACAGCAAGGUCUAUCGUUACUCCAGAAUUAUCCGAAGAUAAAAUGAUGCGAGUCUAUCCGCCUCCACCGGAUCUUAGUGGAAAAGAGUUGAAGAAGUUUUAUAAUAAGAAAAUGGUCAUCUGGGAUAAUAAUUACACUUAUGUGAAUCUACCAAUCGCCUGUAUUGUUGGAGUGAUGUAUGGAGGCUAUAGCGAUUAUCAUGGACGAAAGAUACCGUUGCUUGUGGGAAUUGCGAGCGUAUUGGUGGAGAAUGGAAUGAAAAUGCUAAUCUGGUCACCGUCAAUCGAUAUCUCAUUGUAUUGGUUCUAUCCGACAGCAGUUGUUACUGGAUUCAUGGGAGAUUUUCUACUGACAAUGAGUUGCAUCAAUGCUUAUAUAGCUGACAAGUUCGACAAUCAAAAACGUCUGUCAACAAGAAUGAUAGUGGUAUCAAUAAUGUUCAGUCUUGGCUCAUUUGCUGCUUCACAAUGUACAAAAUAUAUCCUCAGAGGAAUAUCCUCGAUAGCAUUAUUAGCAAUUGUAGAAGGUCUUCUACUUGCAAGUCUUCUUGGUGCUGCCGGUUUACUAGAGAAUAGAAGACCAAGAAAAAAAGUAGUGGGAGGUGAUCUGGAAGAGAUUCCACCGGAGAAUGCUGGUCUGUGGGAAAUCACAAAAUUGUCAUUUUAUUCCAUCUAUGAAUCACUGAAAGUUUUCCUACUAAAUCGAGAAGGUCACAGGCGUCUGUUUCUUUUCCUCACUUUUGGAGCGAAUUUUCUCGAUCAGCUUGCAUUUGGAGAGGAAAAAACUUUAAUCGGCACCUACACACGUUUACCACCGUUUAAUUGGAGCAAAGAACAGUAUGCCAAUUAUAGGUCGAUUAGACCUAUCGUUCAAAUUGUUGGUAUGUUUUUUGGAUUGUACGUCCUGAAAAAAUGGCUAAAACUUAGAGACACAUUCGUAAUCUGUUUGGCAAUUGCUACGUUAGGGAUUUCCCUAGUAAUGAUUGGAUUGGCAUAUGCCUCUUGGCUAAUCUAUGCUAGCUUGGCACCAGGAAGUCUUCAUGGACUUUUGAAUCCUUUAAGCUACUCCUUUCUAUCAUGCUUAGUAGAUCGAACUGAAAUUGGUAAAACGUUUGCAAUUAGCUCUAUAGCACAGAAAUUGGCUGGAUUUGCACAGACAGCGAUCUUCCAGAACAUUUAUAUUGCAACGGUGGAUUGGUAUCAGGGAUUCGUAUGGCUGCUGUUAGGAGCUGUUUGUGCGGUAGCUGUCGUAAUCUAUGGAUUUGUCCACGUUGUUGCGAAACGGGAAAAAAUAGGUGCUUGA
Molecule: messenger RNA, 1392 nt
Organism: Necator americanus (New World hookworm)
Lineage: Eukaryota; Metazoa; Nematoda; Chromadorea; Rhabditida; Ancylostomatidae
Exons: 12
Coding region: 1-1392 (463 amino acids)
Biological process (GO): transmembrane transport
Cellular component (GO): membrane
Molecular function (GO): transmembrane transporter activity
Source: RefSeq, a predicted model, not a curated record